UCUGUCAUUUGAAAAUAAAAAAAAAAAUAUGUCAUAACCUCAAACUUAUGAUAUGAGGCGGAAAACUUUUGGACUUGGACUAAAUUUGUAAAUAAAAUUGCUGAGAAUACCUGAUUAAUCAUGAACAACAUUCUGCGGCAUGGAUUUCAACAUGUUGCCCUAAAAUAUUUCAAUAAUAUAAACUCCCAUGCUGGAAGUCUAGUUAGGCAGAUAUCACUUGGAAGUAUUCAUCGCCAACAACAAAAAGAAAAAAUUCAUACUUUCGAUGAAUUUGUAAAUGGAAAACGUUGCCAAGCUUCGCGCAGUAUUGUUGUUCAGGUUAGUUCAGAAAAAUCCUUCCCAGAACUCUAUACGUACUGUGCUGACUUUGGUACAAUUAUCGAUGCACAACACUAUCGAAUGUAUCACGAAGAAGUCCAUUAUAUCUUGAUAGAGUUCUCCACCGAAGAAGAAGCAAUGCAUGCUAUAGAUUCAUCGGCGUACAACGAGGAUUUGUCAGGCGUUCCGGUGCGUUCGCCAUUUCUAUGGUUUAAAGCAUCCGGAAAGAAAAACAAAACUCAACAAUGUAAAAGACCACUUGUAGUUGUGGAAGGCACAAGACAAUUUCAAAAUGAAGAACUAAGUGAUCUACUGCGGGUGGCAGAGAACUUAGACAAGCAAAUCGAGAUUUUGCAUCAAUCGACAAAAUUAAACGAUUUAGGUGUACGUUUGAGGUUUUUAGCAGCAUUACAAAUUGAAUCGUCGAUCUCUGGAAUGUUUCCGGCUGCAAAUGCCCAACCAUUUGGAUCCACAGUUAAUGGGUUUGGAAAGACUGGCUGUGAUCUGGAUUUGAUUUUAAGAUUAGAUUUCGAUGGUAGGCAGGAAAACAAGGAUUCCCGACUGGUGUAUCAUACGAAAGAGAAUUUAACUAAUGGACGAUCGCAAAUACAACGGCAAAUGGAAAGUAUUGGCGAUAUGAUGCAUCUGUUUCUACCUGGAGUGUGCCACGUGCGAAAGAUUCUACAAGCUAGGGUGCCAAUUUUGAAAUAUCAUCAUGAACAUCUUAACCUGGAAGUGGAUUUGUCCAUGAAUAAUUUAUCCGGUUUCUAUAUGUCCGAACUGCUAUACAUGUUUGGUGAAAUGGAUGAUCGAGUUCGCCCGUUAACAUUCUGCAUUCGAAAAUGGGCCCAAUCAUGUGGUUUAACUAAUCCCUCACCGGGACGAUGGAUAUCAAAUUUUUCGCUAACCUGUCUGGUAAUAUUUUUCCUGCAACAAAUGAAGAAUCCUCUCCUGCCAUCCAUAAAUCUGUUAAUGAAAUCUGCCAGACCAGAAGAUAUGCGAAUAACAGAAGACGGUAUUAACUGCACGUUCCGGCGAGACUGGAGAGAACUGCCGUUCAAGACUAAAAACACAUCCCGAACUAGUGAAUUACUAUUGCAAUUCUUUGAAUUCUACUCCCAAUUCGAUUUUGCAAAUCGAGGGAUCUCUCUAAAUGAAGGAAAAGCCGUAUCCAAACCAGAUCAUGCGGCAUUGUAUAUAAUUAACCCACUAGAACAGUUACUAAAUGUUAGUAAGAAUGUGAGCCUUGAAGAGUGUGAGCGAAUACGAAUAGAGGUUCGUAAUGCAGCUUGGGUGCUGGAGUCUGAAUUAGAAAAUCAAACACUGCCUGAGAAUGAUCAUUUGAAAACAGAAUGGGGAGUAUUGAAUUUGUUUAAAACUCCGGAGCAUGCCAUAAUCCGGCCGAAUAUGUUCUUCAAACAGCGAAUGGUUGAGGUGAGAGAAUUGUUUAAUGAUUCUGAGGCACGGACAGUACCUAUGCCAAAUAUGGAAUUCAAAAAUAAUUCUGUCAAACAACACGUACAAAGUGUGAAGCUCAAGGGCAAAGGUGAUAUAAAACAAAUGCGAUUGAAUUUCGAUAAUGAGAGUUCAAAAAGAAGAAGAAGAUGAAAAUAGUGACAAAUUUGUUAUUUAAACAAAAUGUAAAAACAGUUUUUGAAAUAAAUUACUUCCUUAAGAUAA
Messenger RNA from Episyrphus balteatus (marmalade hoverfly), 1998 nucleotides. RefSeq names its product poly(A) RNA polymerase, mitochondrial (gene MTPAP). The record is from RefSeq and is a predicted model, not a curated record. Gene Ontology annotation, molecular function: poly(A) RNA polymerase activity; nucleic acid binding. Gene Ontology annotation, biological process: mitochondrial mRNA polyadenylation. The coding region runs from base 121 to 1926 and encodes 601 amino acids. The transcript is spliced from 3 exons. NCBI's taxonomy places the organism in Eukaryota, Metazoa, Arthropoda, Insecta, Diptera, Syrphidae.